Miscanthus lutarioriparius is the source of this 774-nucleotide messenger RNA. The record is from the annotation of a GenBank genome assembly. NCBI's taxonomy places the organism in Eukaryota, Viridiplantae, Streptophyta, Magnoliopsida, Poales, Poaceae.
AUGUCGACGGCGGUGGCGGAGGUGCGGCCGCCCUACGGGUUCCCCGGAUCCGGCAAGGGGAGCGGCGGCGGGCACGGGAAGGAGGCGGACGUGGCGGCGGUCGGGAAGAGGAGGAGCGACGGCUUCUUCAUAGAGGAGGAGGCGGAGGAAGAGGUGCUGACCGAUACCUCGUCGAUCGGCACGCCGUCACCGUCGGGCUCGUCGAUCGGUGAGAAUUCCUCGUCGGAGGCCGGCGGGGACGACGGGGAGGAGGAGGUCGAGAGCAAGCUCAAGGAGGGCGAUGAGCUCGGUUGCUUGGAUGCGCUCGAGGACUCGUUGCCCAUCAAGAAGGGCCUCUCGAGCUUCUACUCCGGCAAGUCCAAGUCGUUCACCAGCCUCGCCGAGGCCACGUCGACGGUGGCGGCGGCCAAGGAACUGCUGGCCAAGCCGGAGAACCCCUUCAACAAGCGCCGCCGCAUCCUGGCCAACUGGUCCAGGCGAGCCUCCUGCAGCUCGCUGGCCACGGCCACCUACCUGCCUCCGCUGCUGGGCCCCGACCACGCCGUCGCCGAGGGGGACGAGGGCGAGGAGGACGACUCCGACGACGACGUGGAAUACAGCCAGCUGCCGCACCGCGGCAAGAACGUGAGGGACGCGCCGGCAUUGCCACUGCCUCCCACUAGGCUCGGCGGUGUUGGCAUGCAGAGGAGGAAUGGCCUUGGGAGCUUCAGAUCUCCUAGGUCCUUCUCACUGUCUGAUCUCCACAAUAGCAGCAGCACUGAUGGUAGUGAUUAG